Molecule: messenger RNA, 2945 nt
Organism: Conger conger (European conger)
Lineage: Eukaryota; Metazoa; Chordata; Actinopteri; Anguilliformes; Congridae
Gene: me3
Product: malic enzyme 3, NADP(+)-dependent, mitochondrial
Exons: 15
Coding region: 228-2090 (620 amino acids)
Biological process (GO): pyruvate metabolic process; malate metabolic process
Cellular component (GO): mitochondrion
Molecular function (GO): malate dehydrogenase (decarboxylating) (NADP+) activity; malate dehydrogenase (decarboxylating) (NAD+) activity; NAD binding
Source: RefSeq, a predicted model, not a curated record
CCUCUGGAUUCGCAACGCCAUUGGCAGAUUAUAGACAAAGGGCGGGUCUACGGGAGGAGCCAGUGGGAAGUGAAAGUGUCAAUGUCAAACAGCGAAACGAGCCUGGAUCAGCUGUUUGGAAAGAUUACUGCAACGUCCACUGAUAAAGCCCCCAGGGACACUGAGGCAGGUACCAAGUGUAAACCGUCUGGUGGCUGACGCCGAGGAGCGCAUCUUAUCAAGGAAACAUGAAUACACUACCGAGGAAAAGCAUGUUUGCACUGUGCAGAAAUGCCAGCAACUGCGUCGUGAAAAUUCUUUCCAGUCAUGCCGGUCACCCUGCAGCCUGCCCGACCAGCAUAGCGUGUCUCGGGGGAGUGAGAGUUUGUCACAGUGGGACCGGACCCUAUAAAAACAAGGGCAGCGUUAGCACCAAGAAGCGUGGCUAUGACAUCACGAGGAACCCGCACCUGAACAAGGGCAUGGCGUUCACCCUGGAGGAGAGGAUGCAGUUGGGGAUCCACGGCCUGCUGCCCCCCUGCUUCCUCACGCAGGAUGUCCAGGUGCUGAGGGUCAUGAAGAGCUACGAGAUCCGCAGCAACCCCCUCGACAAGUACAUCCUGCUAAUGACGCUCCAGGACAGGAACGAGAAGCUCUUUUACCGCCUGCUGACCUCCGACAUCGAGGAGUUCAUGCCCAUCGUUUACACCCCCACUGUGGGGCUGGCCUGCCAGCAGUAUGGCCUGGCCUUCAGGAGACCACGGGGGCUCUUUAUCACCAUUCACGACCGGGGCCACAUCGCCACCAUGCUGAACUCCUGGCCUGAGGAGAACAUCAAGGCCAUCGUGGUGACUGACGGGGAGCGGAUCCUCGGACUGGGGGACCUGGGCAGCUACGGAAUGGGCAUCCCGGUGGGCAAACUGGCCCUCUACACUGCCUGUGGAGGAGUGCCACCCCAGCAGUGCCUGCCUGUGCUGCUGGACGUGGGGACCGACAAUCAGGUGCUGCUGGACGACCCCCUGUACAUCGGGCUGAAGCACAAACGCGUGCGCGGGAAGGAGUACGACGACCUUAUUGACGAGUUCAUGCAGGCCGUCACGGACAAGUAUGGGAUGAACUGCCUGAUUCAGUUUGAGGACUUUGCCAACAGCAACGCCUUCCGCAUCCUCAACAAGUACCGCAACCGAUACUGCACCUUCAACGAUGACAUCCAAGGCACAGCCUCUGUAGCGGUCGCUGGUAUCCUAGCAGCCCUCCGGAUCACAAAGAGCAAACUUUCUGACCACACGUUUGUGUUCCAGGGAGCAGGAGAGGCUGCGCUGGGCAUCGCUCACCUGCUCAUCAUGGCCAUGUGUAAGGAAGGCAUCCCUUACAGCGAGGCUGCCAAGAGGAUAUGGAUGGUGGACUCCAAGGGACUCAUCGUCAAGGGCAGAAGUCAUCUGAACCACGAGAAGGAGGAGUUUGCUCAUGAACACGCUCACGUGAAGACCCUGGAGGAGGUGGUGCAGAUCAUCAAGCCCUCCGCAAUCAUCGGGGUGGCGGCCGUCACAGGAGCAUUCACAGAGAAGAUCAUAAAGGACAUGGCCCAGUUCAACGAGAGGCCCAUCAUCUUCGCCCUCAGUAACCCCACCAGCAAAGCAGAGUGCACAGCCGAACAGUGCUACACGCUGACCGAGGGUCGGGGCAUAUUUGCGAGUGGAAGCCCCUUUCACAAAGUAACCCUGGGAGAUGGGCGGACCUUCUACCCCGGUCAGGGCAACAACGCCUACGUGUUUCCAGGCGUGGCGCUGGGUGUGAUCGCCUGUGGCGUGCGACACAUCUCUGAUGAAAUCUUCCUCGCCACAGCCGAGGCGAUAGCAGAGAUGGUGACUGAGGAGAACCUGGCAGAAGGCAGACUCUAUCCUCCCCUCAGCAACAUCAGGGAGGUGUCCUUCAAAAUUGCGGUCAAGCUGGUUGACCACGCCUACAGGAACGGCAUCGCCUCCUUGUACCCUGAACCGAAAGACAAGGAGGCCUUCGUCCUGUCUCACAUCUACAGUCCCGACUACGACUCCUUCACCUUGGACACCUACAGCUGGCCCCUGGCUGCAAUGGAGGUCCAGGAUGUGUAACCAGAGACAAAGUAUAGCGUAUACUAUACUGUCUACUGUAGUAUGUAUGCUGCAGGGGACUGGUAACUCUACAAUGCUUCUUCUCUCCUUUUCACCUCCAUGCACUCCCACUUACUGCAGGCCCUCCUGCUCCCUAUCAGCAGUGUUAACUCCUGUUGCCAUAGUAACACUCCUGUGACGUCAUCACCCUGGGCUGGUGAAGGCUGCCCUCACCCUCUACUUCCUGUUCCUCUCUCCUUCCUACAGGAAGUCUGCUGUCUGGUUUAGUUUCUUUCCACUUCCUCUCUUGACUCCAUAUUCCCUUGGAGUCCCUCUUCACCAAUUACACAACGGAGUUUGUGGCAAAUCUUUCUCCAUUUCCAAAGGGUUUGCUCUAAAUCUCCAGACACUAGUUCACAUAGUAGUUUUGGUCACACUACAUUGCAAAUCUCUGGAAACCCACCUUGCUUUCAGUCAUUUUAUGAGAUGCACUGAAGAUUUUCAAGAUCUUAAUGAGGUGUUGAUUUAAACAAUUAACAUGACUGCUUAUAUCCGAGUUUAAGUAAAUGCCUGUAUUGAACCAAACAAGAUUGUGUUCAAAAGAUGCUUAACCAUCCUUUACACAGGAUUGUUUAAUCUUCACAAAAAAAAGCUGAGAGCAGGUAUUUGCUACUUUGAGACCAUUUUGAAACCAAGUGAAUGACCGACCAGCCUUUGGUGGUUGUCACUGAUGGGGGAUGUGUCCAGACCACAGGCCCUGUUGUGCAGACCGUUUUUCAUACCUAACUGUGCAAUAUAAUUACCCAUUUCAUCUCUGAACUGCCAGAACACUCCUUCAGGCCUGCCAUAUAAAGAUCCUCUUGCACUCUGCCCAUC